Molecule: messenger RNA, 6119 nt
Organism: Cephus cinctus (wheat stem sawfly)
Lineage: Eukaryota; Metazoa; Arthropoda; Insecta; Hymenoptera; Cephidae
Product: very low-density lipoprotein receptor
Exons: 13
Coding region: 782-3607 (941 amino acids)
Molecular function (GO): protein binding; calcium ion binding
Source: RefSeq, a predicted model, not a curated record
AUAAUCAAUCACCGUCACCACUGUCACUAAUGCUAACUGUACACUGUAUAUGUCUCACAUAUUCAAUAACUCCAAGUAAUACUAUCUACGCGUAGUCGCACGACUCUCAAACGUGCUUGGGUGUCCAUCAUAAGAUAUAGGUUAGGCAGACGAUCCGGUUCAGGUUGCAGACGGUGUCAAGUGACGAUGAACUCGGUACAGACAAGGUAGAAGGUAAAGUAGGCAAAAUUGAUAUCUAAGCAGACCAAAUUCAAUGUAAUUUAGAUAAACAGUUUGGUGACUAGGUGGGCAGAUAGGUAGAGGUAGGUGACCAACUAGGCUGGUAGGCUGGCAGUCAGGCCAAACAGGCAUAGUUAAGAGCGGUAGACAUAUGCGCGCGCAGGUGGCGCGAUGUCGGUGCGUCAGAAUCAGUGACUCCUGCUUGCCCGGGAGAGAGAAAACGUUGAGAGACAGACGUGUACGGGGCGGGCCUAUGCCACCAACCACCAUUCCCUUUUUGCUCGUUCUCGUGAAGCCUCGCAGAAGCCUUACCUCGCCCAAGGCAGGCUCGCACACCGCGUGACAGUGCCGCAGCCCUUCGGAGAGUUUUAUGUCAGCCGCGUGAAAUAUAGUGGUGGUCUGUCGCAUUUUCUAUAAAGCAAGAGACGGAUUAGGUGACACGCGCGUGUUGUUUUCCUUGCAUCAGGCCGACCUGGGCCUAGAGCAAGCGGACCCUUUUAUAAGGGAUUCUGUAACGUGUGAACGAACACGGUGGUGCGGGAAAACAGCAGUCGAGGGUGGCAUGGGGCGAAGCUAUACGUGUCGGCUGCUCGUAGCCUUCUCGCCACUUGUCGUGAUAUUGGGCGCCCUCGUCGCGACGUCGAACAGCUUCGUUGAUGCUUUCUCCACAGACAGUAAAAAAGCAUGUCCCUUGAGACAGUUCGCUUGUGAUAAUGGCCACUGCAUACCAUUCUCGUGGCAGUGCGACGGAGAAAACGAUUGCACAGACAAUUCCGACGAGACUUUCGAGCAAUGCAAAACCACGACAAAGUGCACGGAUUCGGAGUUCACGUGCGGCAACGGAAAGUGCAUCCCGGUGCGUUGGCACUGCGACAACGAGAUAGACUGUCCGGACGGAUCUGACGAAAAUCCAGAAGUGUGCAGUUUACGGCCGUGCACAGAAACCGAGUUCCAGUGCAGUCCAGGCACGUGUUUACCCAUCUCCUGGAAAUGCGACGGACAGCCCGACUGUCCCGACAGUUUAGAUGAGACAAACUGCGAAAGUGUCAAGAAUUGCACGGCGGAUCAGUUCACGUGUCACUCGGGAAACGGAGAAUGCGUGUCGUUGAGCUGGAUGUGCGACGGGAACCCGGACUGUUCGAACGGUUCCGACGAAGCUGACUGCAACGAAACUUGUCGCCAAGACGAGUUCACCUGUGGCAACAAGAACUGCAUUCAAAAGCGAUGGGUUUGCGACGGCGACGAUGAUUGUGGCGACGGAACUGACGAAACGAACUGCAGUGCCACCACGUGUCGACCUGGUCUGGAAUUUGCCUGUUCCCAAAGCUCCUGCAUCUCGAGUCGAUGGCGUUGCGACGGCGACUUUGACUGUCCAGAUCAUUCCGACGAGAUCGGUUGCAAGAGCUAUCCAACUGGUGAAACUCCGAGUCAUUGCGGUGACCGGGAGUUCGUCUGCGGUGACCGUAUAACAUGUAUACACCACAGCUGGCUAUGCGACGGCGAUAAGGAUUGUUCCGACGGCUCCGACGAGUCGCCGGAACGCUGUCACAAUGUUACUUGCAGAGCGGACCAGUUUCAAUGUGGCGACUCGAGCUGCAUAUUAGGUCAUCUCUAUUGCAAUGGGAAAAAUGAUUGUCGAGACGGCAGCGACGAGCAAAAUUGCACGACAAAAAGUGUGACCUGUGACCCCACGACACAGUUCGAGUGUAGCGUUGGCUCCUGCAUACCACUCAGCAGCGUCUGCAACAAGGAACCGGAUUGUCUUGGCUGGGAGGAUGAAAAUCAUGAACUUUGCGGGGUCAACGAGUGUCUGCACAACAAUGGCGGAUGCUCGCAAAUCUGCGUUGAUUUACCCAUAGGAUUCAGAUGUGACUGCAGACCGGGAUUUAGGUUGAUUGAUAAUCGCACCUGCGACGACAUUGACGAGUGCAUGGAGCCCGGCAGUUGCUCGCAGUAUUGUUUCAAUGAAAAGGGUGGCUUUAAGUGCAGUUGCGCCAAUGGUUAUCAAAGAGAUCAACGCAAUGUUACACGAUGCAAGGCUGCCGAAGGUCAUGCUAGCUUACUGUUUGCGCGUCGUCGUGACAUAAGGAAAGUCGCCCUGGAUCGUCAGGAAAUGACGGCCAUUGUGAACAAUACCAAAACCGCGACAGCACUGGACUUUGUCUUUCGUACUGGUAUGAUCUUCUGGAGUGACGUCAGCGAGAAGAAGAUCUACAAAGCUCCUAUAGACGAAGGCAACGAGCGUACCGUCGUUAUUGAUAAGGAUCUUACGACUGCCGACGGUCUUGCCGUCGAUUGGAUAUACAAUCAUAUUUACUGGACCGAUACAGAGAAGAAUACUAUUGAGCUUGCGAACUUCGAGGGCAAUAUGCGGAAGACUCUUAUAAGAGAUCGCAUUCAGGAACCCAGGGCCAUUGCUUUGAAUCCUCUUGAGGGAUGGAUGUUCUGGACCGAUUGGGGAAAUGAUGCUCGUAUUGAAAGAGCCGGCAUGGAUGGUACACAUCGUUCGGUAAUCGUGGGAACCGAAGUGAAAUGGCCAAAUGGCUUAACAUUGGAUCUGAUAGGAAAGAAAGUAUAUUGGGUCGACGGAAAGUUAAAUAUCAUUGCGUCUUGUAAUUAUGACGGUUCAGGGCGACGUACUAUACUUUACUCCAUGGAUACAUUGAGGCAUCCAUUCAGCAUCACGACUUUUGAAGAUUACGUUUACUGGACCGAUUGGGACAAGGAGACCAUUUUCAAAGCCAAUAAGUUCACUGGAAAGGAAGUCGAGGCUGUUACUUCCUUGAACGCUGUUCAGCAUCCAAUGGUGGUCCAUGUUUAUCAUCCUUAUAGACAGCCUGAUGGAAAGAAUCAUUGCUUGGCUGUAAAUGGCCAUUGCAGUCAUUUGUGUUUACCGGCGCCUAAGAUAAAUUUGAAGUCACCGCGUCUCAGCUGCGCGUGUCCGGAUGGCUUGAGGCUACUUUCGGAUGGGCUAAUGUGCGUCGAGAACGUGACGACAACAGCUGCGCCGACGACGCAGGAAGUCACCGAGCCGUUCAAGAGGCUUCUUGAUCCUCUAAACGUUUCCGAAGCGACAAGUCCAACCAAUGCGACAGAUGAAAAUGUAAAGAACGUCCUUGAUGAAGCUGCGGAUCCAGGAUUAGUCGCAGUCAUUGUCAUCGGCGUCGUCACCGUCGGUGUUAUCUUAUUGGGAUUCGUGGCAGUGUUAUGCUACAGGCAUUAUCUGCACCGUAACGUGACGAGCAUGAACUUCGACAAUCCUGUCUACAGGAAGACCACAGAGGACCAAUUCAGUUUGGAGAAGAACAGGUUUCCGUUACCCGCCGCAACCGUUGGGGAGGAGGCCCAGGAACCACUGACGAGUCCUGGUACCAAUGAUUACGUUUAAGACUCCAAUAAUUGGUUUCUGACGGGGCUCAGCAGGCUGAGAACGCUUGAUAAGAAUAUCGGACGAGAAUCAAAAUGACAUCAAAAUGAAGAAAAAUAAAAAAAAAGAUUACUCGUGAUUAGGCUCGAAUUGUUCAUCACGAGACGCCUGCCCGAAUGCCCAACCCGCCCGCCCGCCUGCCUGCCAACUCAGCUGUGAUUAUGUUUAUUUUUUGUACUGUGUUUUUCUUUGUUUAUAUACAUACAUAUAUUGAACAUAUGUGUAUAUAUAUCACACAACGCCUGUGUUUAUAUAUAUACAUAUAUGUAUAUAUGAGAAAAGUGAAGGAACAAAAAUUUAUUAUAAUACUUACGCGCCACUUGUAAUUUCGUACUCUGUGCUACCAGUUCGCACAAUGAUUCACCUUCUCUCUCUCUCGCUCUUUCGGGCAUAAAAGGAGAAACCUCUUGUGGAGACGUUGCGCUUGUAUCAUUAUUUUCUUCUAUUUCUUUUAAUUCUCCCUCAUCUCUGUCGUUUGUAUCGAAAUUCAUUUUUUUUCCUCUAUCUUGUUAAGUCGUCACAACGUCGGACCAGUAGACGGGGAUGAUAAUAAAUAUUAUUAUCACUAUUAUCGUUAUCAUUAUCAUUAUAAUAAUUAUCAUACUUACUUUAUUUACUCACGUUUAACGUAACUGAAAGGAUGCUAAACAUUUUCAAUUAUAAAGUAAACGCGCUCCACGGUGCCAAUUGUACAUAGAUUCAUGUUAGUAAUUCCAAGAGUUAAUCUUAUAAGAUAAUCGAUAAAGGUCGGAUACACGCGAACGGAAUGUCGGUGUAAGUUACUUUGUGCUUCGCGUGCAUAUACUUUGGAAAUUCGUUCGCCGCAGCAGUAUUUGAAGAGCAAUGUUUGCCAAAGGUGUAAUCGCGUGCGAGUAUCACAAUAUUAAUAUAGGAAAGAGAACCACCCUCCUCUUGUACCAGGAAAAAGGGAGCGAGGAGCGGCAGAGGUCCUUUUAACAAAUACAAAAUUGAAGGAACACACGCAUUCUACGCGCAAAUGAUUUAUAGGAUAAUUGUAAUUUAAAAAGAGGAAUUAAAAAUUAGAUUUCUCCUUUUAUGUUUGUCAUAUACGACAAAGUGAGAGGCGGGUGCGUGGCACGUCCUCGAUUAUCCUUGGAGGCUGCCUACUGCAUUACUUUCGAGUUAGGAGACGGCGAACGUCCCAAGAAGUCAUUCUACUUAAUGGAAAAAAUGCAGUUUUAGUUGAUUGUCAUAAACUAAUUAAAUACAAUAGGAUACAAGAGAAGCAACUAGAUGUUAAAUAAGAGCAGCUCAAUGACACUAAGUGUGACUGUGCGUCGUCUGUGAAGGGUUACAAUUGACACGUGUCCGAUAAGGAUUAUUUUCGAAUUACUUAUUGUAAAGAGAAAUUAAGGAUAGCAAGGGCGUGAUGAAGAGAAACAUAAAGAAAAAGGAAUGCCGUCGGUGUACGAGUAUGUGUAUAGAAGAAAAAAAUGUAAUGUCUUGAAUUUAAGAGUUUUAAUUAUCAUUAAUAUUAUUCUAUUACGAUUAGGCGAUUGAGCUAUUCUUUGUAAGACUUCUUGUGUUAGUUAUUGUCAAGUUGUAGUUUGUCUAAGAUAAUAGAUACAUUUAAUGCGAAUAGGCUUACAGCCAAUAUACAGGUAGCGAAGCAUACGAUUCCGCGCAUGUCGUGCGUAAAUUUGAGUUGCUUUUUUUAAAAUCGGUGUCAUCUCUCUUUCAACCUUUUCUUUUUUUUAAUAUUUGUUACUUCGCGUCACGCGCAUCCAUCCUAAUGGAUUCCCUUUAACGAGCUCGUGUGUAUUUUUCUGAAUAAGAUCUUCACGUGUUGCGCAGAUACUCUUCACUACCUGUAAAUAUAUGAAUAUUUGUAUGUGACAGAUCUGAGAGCGCACCACUUAUAAUAGAAGCAUAUUGGAAUGCGUACAGCGGUAGUGGGUGGAGUUCGCGUAGAAAGAGAUAGCGUGGAAAUAGGCCUGUGCAAUAUGAUGUCUUAUCACACUCUGUACGAUCUGUCAAAAAGUUAAAGCUGAGAAAGAGUACUGCUCAAGGGUAUGACAAAUGUGACUGAUGAUCGGCGACAAAAGAUUUUUGCAACAUGUUACACGGAGUUAGUGAAACAGUUGCGCACUCGAGGCUACUUACUGGCUACUGUCUACGGAUUCCAGUGUAUAUGUAGUAGGGCAUACGAGUUGCGGGAAGUUCAAGAGGGAGGGUUACACGUUUAACGAACUUGAAAAUAAGAACCGCGAUGAGGCUUGGUGUUAAUUUUAAUUCGAUUGUCGGGUGAUGUAAGUGCGCGAAUGGAUAGUUGCAAUUUAUCGUGCGAGUCAUUAAGGCAUUAAUUACCUUAUCCUAGCCAAUGUACCCGCCAAAAUCGUGUCAAACAAUGUUUCUAUAAGAUAUCAUUUCAAUACGUAUAUACAGAUAUAUAUAAAUAAAUGAGUAUAUAUUAUAACGAUUAUUGUAUAAAUAAAUAUAUAAAGUAAAGAAA